Phyllostomus hastatus (greater spear-nosed bat) is the source of this 1458-nucleotide messenger RNA. RefSeq names its product chromosome unknown C9orf43 homolog (gene CUNH9orf43). The transcript is spliced from 14 exons. The record is from RefSeq and is a predicted model, not a curated record. Lineage: Eukaryota; Metazoa; Chordata; Mammalia; Chiroptera; Phyllostomidae. The annotation marks the transcript as partial.
AUGGACUUGCCAGAUGAGAGCCAGUGGGAUGAAACCACCUGUGAUAUGGCUGUUUGUCAGCAUCCACAAUGCUGGGCGACCAUCCGCCGGAUUGAGAGGGGCCACCCUCGAAUCUUGGGCUCACCCUGCGAAAUUCCUCUGGAUGUUGAUGACAAACUCCCAGUGGUCACCGUUGUAAACAUCUCCGAUUCCUGCUUGCCGGCCAAGAGACGUCCUCAUCGUCGUUCACCAGGAUUUGCCUUCACCAAGCCUCACUCUUUACUGUCUCGGGGUUCAAAGGUUGACUCCAGAUUUCAAGGCAGGCCUCGAAAGAAGUUACCCGGCAAAGAUUUGAUCAACUGUACUGAUAGAUCUUUCAAAGUAAGUCACAGAUUGAAAAAGCUUCCAGUGCUAAAUUUGAAUGAGACACCACUUCCUUGCCCUCAAGACGUUGGAAAUAUGGUUGUAGUCUGGAUCCCCAAAGAACCAGAGGACCGUGUUGGUCCAGCAGAGAAGCAGAUUGUUCCCAGCCAGGAUAGGAGGAAGAAAAGAAAGACACCUACAGUGAAAGACAAGUCGUCUCUGGUUCUCUCUGGAAAGCAGAACUUAGAAGCACAAUUGCAAGCUCAAGGGAUAAUUGUGCCUCCCCCAUCCCCAGUACAUUUUUUUGAGCAACUAAAUUCAGAAUUCCCACCUUUCUGGAACCAGUCUGACAUAUUACCUCGGUAUCUACUAAAUGAUCUUUUGUCAGAUGAAGAGAGAACCUCGCCUUGUCUGGAGAUGAAGACGCAGCUGGCCAUGAUGAAAAAGAAACCUCCCCUGGAAACCAGCCGACCUGACAGUGCCAUUUCUGCGAAGAUGUUUUUAUCUGUACACCGCCUCACCCUGCAGAGACCAGCACUGAGAUAUCCUGAACAUAUAAGGAGAUUAUAUUAUAACCUGAAGGAAGAAAAUAGGUUUUCUGGUGCUGCCAGAUCUGCAGGGCACAGCAAGCAGCCCAGGGGGAGGUGGCCCCAGGAGAGGCAGCGACAGAGGGCUUUGAAGACGCCUACUAAGAAACAGGAGGCUAAAGAGAAAUCCAAGAGUGACCCAGGGAGCCACAGCACUUCGCAUAAACAUUUAGGUGCCAUGGUUUGUGACCCAUGUUAUGGUCACAAAACUCUACUGGGUCAGGAAAGUGAUGAGCAGCAGCAGCAGAUGAAGGAAAAUGGUCCCACCUUGCAACAGGAUUCCACGGAGCGACCACAGAGGGACCGUGCCGAGAACUACCUGGACUCCUCCCCCAGCGAGCAGAAUUCGGAGUCAUCCAGUACAGAAUCCACUGACGAGGACAUCAGUACUGAGGUAGGGGCUGUGCCAGAAGAGCAAAAGAGGACCUCAAACGACUUUUCAGCAAGCUCAUCUAGACUGAGUUGGAACCCUGAGCUCAAGCUCCUGAGGAUUCUUCAGUCCACUGAUGAUGAGGAUGAGGAUGAGGAU